UUGCAGCACCAAAACUUCACAUUAUUAUCACCUUACAAAUUUGGCACAUUGAGUAAAUAUCUCUGCCUAAUUUACUCCACUAUUUUCACCUGAGCAAUUCAAAAAAGCUGAAACUCCACGCAAUUAUAUACUUUCUCAACCUUAUUAUUAGGAUUGUGUUUUUCAGGUGUGCAAGUAGAAAUUUCUACUGCACAAAUUUGGGCUAAGUUGAGAUCCUAUGGCGAAACUCGUGUUUCAAAAUGGUUUCAAGAAGGAUGAAUUGCUUCCUGCAGUAAAUGAUGAUCAUAUGGAAAAAUUCGUGUUUCAAAAUGGUUUCAAGAAGGAUGAAUUGCUUUCUGCGGUAAAUGAUGAUCAUGGAGGAGUUAUAGUGGACUUAAAGGAGCCUAUGGACCCCAAUACCUUUCAAAACAUGCUUAAAGCUUCAUUAUCCAAGUGGAAGUUGCUGGGGAAGAAGGGUGUGUGGAUUAAAGUGCCGAUUGAACUUGUAAAUUUGGUUGAAACUGCAGUUAAGGAAGGGUUUUGGUACCACCAUGCAGAACCUGAUUACCUGAUGCUUGUGUAUUGGAUUCCUGAAACUGAGAAUACCAUCCCUGCAAAUGCCUCACACCGAGUGGGUAUUGGCGCUAUAAUCUUAAAUGAGAAAAGAGAGUUGCUUGUAGUCCAAGAAAAUAGCGGCAGAUUAAAGGGAACUGCUGUAUGGAAGAUCCCUACUGGCGUUGUUGAGGAGGGCGAGGAUAUAUUUGAAGGCGCGAUAAGGGAAGUAAAAGAAGAGACAGGAAUUGAUGCUGAAUUUCUGGAAGUUCUUGCAUUCAGGCAAACGCACAAGGCAUUGUUUGGCAAGUCAGACUUAUUCUUUAUUUGCAUGAUGCGCCCUUUAUCAUUUGACAUUCAAAAGCAAGAUUUAGAAAUUGAGGCAGCCCAGUGGAUGCCCGUUGAAGAGUAUGCAGCUCAACCUUUCGUUCAGAAACAUGUCCUUUUCAAGUACAUCAAAGAUUUAUGUCUCACAAAGUCUGAAAGGAGUUACCCGGGAUUUACUCCUGUGCCGAUAACAUCAUUUUUCGAUGCUACUACGAGUUUCCUGUAUCUGAAUAAGGAUGGUCUGGACCAGGAAAGAUCUGCAAUUCAUCUCUGAAGGAGGUUUGGAGCUUGAAACUUGUAUAACUAUUUUGAUCUAAUUCAUAAAUUAAUAUUUUAUAGUAAUUAUUUCAAUCUUAUAUGAUGAAAUAAUGUGUAAUUUCAAUUUUCCUUUGUCAUAUAAUCUAUGCGUUGAUGCUUGCACGUCA
Molecule: messenger RNA, 1283 nt
Organism: Lycium ferocissimum
Lineage: Eukaryota; Viridiplantae; Streptophyta; Magnoliopsida; Solanales; Solanaceae
Product: nudix hydrolase 2-like
Exons: 9
Coding region: 218-1132 (304 amino acids)
Molecular function (GO): NADH pyrophosphatase activity; NAD binding; ADP-ribose diphosphatase activity
Source: RefSeq, a predicted model, not a curated record